AUGGUUGAGAGGAACCAGACAUUAGUCCUAGAAUUUUUGCUCUUGGGAUUCGGAAAGCUCCACGACCUCACGAUUUUAGUUUUUGUCUUGUUUUUAAUUAUACAUAUAAUGGCAUUAACCAGCAAUUUUCUUGUCAUUGUCCUGGUGGUGGUCAACCAGAGUCUCCAUUGCCCCGCGUACUUCUUUCUCAGCCAGUUGUCUUUGUCCGAAAUCCUCUUCACCAGUAACAUUGUGCCCAACAUGUUAUGGCUGAUACUGGUUGGUGGUGGUAACGUGUCUGUUAGCCGAUGUCUUGCCCAGUUCUACUUGUUGGGUGUCCCUACCAUUGCUCAAUGUUUGCUGUUGGCCGCCAUGUCCUUCGAUCGACAAGUGGCCAUUUGUAAACCUUUACAUUAUACGAUAAUCAUGACCUUUGGAAAUCAAGUUCAGAUAGUCAUCUCUUGUUGGUUGCUGGGCUUCAUGCUGUCAUUUAUAAUAUAUAUUUUCUUAACCAGGUUAGAGUUCUGCGGUCCAAAUAUUAUCAAUCAUUUCUACUGUGAUAUUUCUCCAGUGGUAGAACUUUCAUGUUCAGACAUCUCAGCUGUGGAAUGGGUCACUUCUUUAGUGUCUUUUCCCGUCAUUCUUUCUCCAUUUCUCUUCAUUUCGGCCACGUAUAUCUCCAUCCUUCGCACAAUCCUGAAGAUUCCAACCACCACCGGCAGACAGAAAGCCUUCUCUACUUGCAGCUCCCACCUGACCAUUGUGUGUGUUUAUUAUGGAACCCUUACGUCCAUUUAUAUUUUCCCACCGAGCAGUCAUUCGGUCAAUAUAAACAAAGGUCUGUCCUUGCUUUACACCCUGGUGACGCCAUUAUUCAAUCCUCUGAUCUACAGCCUACGGAACCAAGAUAUUCGGAGAGCCAUUAACAAACAGAUUCAAAUAUGGAGCAGAUUUCUAGCAACUUAG
Messenger RNA from Rana temporaria (common frog), 945 nucleotides. Its product is annotated as olfactory receptor 10A3-like. Gene Ontology annotation, cellular component: membrane. The coding region runs from base 1 to 945 and encodes 314 amino acids. The record is from RefSeq and is a predicted model, not a curated record. Gene Ontology annotation, biological process: G protein-coupled receptor signaling pathway. The transcript has 2 exons. NCBI's taxonomy places the organism in Eukaryota, Metazoa, Chordata, Amphibia, Anura, Ranidae. Gene Ontology annotation, molecular function: olfactory receptor activity; G protein-coupled receptor activity.